This is a messenger RNA of Orbilia oligospora ATCC 24927, 3951 nucleotides long. RefSeq lists its product as uncharacterized. The record is from RefSeq and is a predicted model, not a curated record. NCBI's taxonomy places the organism in Eukaryota, Fungi, Ascomycota, Orbiliomycetes, Orbiliales, Orbiliaceae. The coding region runs from base 1 to 3951 and encodes 1316 amino acids. The transcript has a single exon. Gene Ontology annotation, molecular function: ATP binding; RNA binding. Gene Ontology annotation, cellular component: intracellular anatomical structure; catalytic step 2 spliceosome.
AUGUCUCAUCCUAAUAAACGCCAGAAGGUCAAAGAUGACUAUCUUUCAUCGUCAUCCGUCUCUGCUCUUUCGAAGGUCCGGCUACGACACCAACAUGAUGCACUACAGGAAACCCUGCGCUCUAGUACUGGACAGGGAAAGAAGACCAAAUUUUUCUCGGAAUCACCUGAACCGUCUGGCCGAUCAAUUCCACCUCCUCCGAUAUCUAAACCAUCAAAGCAUACUGGCGCAGUGAAAGAAUCUUCAACUACCAAUGGGGGCAUUAGCGAGGUCGAGGCUAUAGAGCUUCGUCAAAAGAAUGAAAAAGCAAGGAAGAAAUUGGAGAGGAAAAAGCGAAGGUUAGCCGAUAAGGAACGAGCUGACAAAGAAGCUGAAGAUGGCGGGUAUUCGUCUUGGAACGGCUUUAGUGACAGCCAGGAGCCCAGGUCGAAUACUGCUCCUCCCCGAAAGAUCCGCAAAAGGCUCGUUGAAGAGGCAGUCGUGCUGGAUAAGCCGGUGAAAGCGUCGAAGGAGGGAAGGAAGCGUCCAAAAUCACCUCCUGCCACUAACUCUACCUCAAGAGACACCAAACCUGAACGGCUUACAAAGGAGCGAAAGCGAAAGAGACAGGAGGAUAUUGACUCUAACAAGCCUUCUCUUAAACAAUCGAAGAAGCCACUUACCAAGGGAGAAUCACCAGUAUUCCCGGCCGUUCCGGAGAGUACUACGGACUUCAUGCUGCCCAACUCAAUAUUAGUACCUCCUGCUGGGCGGAAGAAGCCAACCACUAAAGUAGAAUCACCGGUGUUCCCAACCGUUCCAGAGAGCACUACCGAUUUCGUGCUACCAAACUCAAUAUUGGGCCCUCCUGCCGCACGGAAGCCAGCUACCAAAAGAGAUUCACCAAUAUUCCCAGCCAUCCCAGGGGGCGAGGGUACGGAUUUCAUGCUGCCUGAGUCAUUGUUAACAUCGAUCUUGACCCAGAAACCGGCUAAAGCUACUUCUAAGAAGAUCGAAAGUGUCUGGGAUAGACUUAAGUCGAAUCCCAAGGAGUCUUCUACAAAUCCGUCUACGGAAUCAUCGAAAGCAUCACUGGGGUCAGGGGAUCCUGUAUCUGAAAACUCCAUGACAACCGCUAGUUCUGGUCCCAAACCAUCGUCUGAACUACAAACGAUCCCACAGAAGCCUCAUCAAGAGGCACCACCUCUAUACAAAAACGCUGAGAAGAAGGCGCUAUUACAGGACAAGUUAGAGCCCCAACGGGAAGCGCCUUUGCAGAAUAAGGCCUAUAAAAACCUGCCACCGCAAGACAAAACAGAGGUUCAACAGCAAGCGCCUCUCCAGAAUAAGAUUAAAAAGAAGGGUUUACCGCGUGAAAAAACAAAGGUUCAACAGGAGGUACCUUUGCAAAAUAAAGUCUAUAAAAACUUGCCACCACAGGAUAAAGUAAAGGCUCAGAAAGAGGUGCCCCUGCAGAAUAAAGUUGAGAAGGAGGCCCGGCAUGAGGCACCUCUAAAAAACAAGCUCUUUAAGGACGUGCUAUCGAGUCAUAAAACGAAGUCUGAACAGGAAGUUGGGAACGACUCUACCACGGGUCUAGUCGACCCGCUGACGCCUGCCCCGCCAAAGCCACCCGUCAAAUCAAAAGAGCAAAUCUCUCGAGAACUCCAGGUGGUCCGCACAUCCCUUCCCAUCUGGGAAUUCCAGGAUGAAAUCCGCGCCACUAUCCGCAAGUCCAAUAGUAUGGUCCUGGUUGGUGAAACAGGUUCUGGUAAAUCCACACAGAUAGGUCAAUUCCUCCUAAACCAACCCUGUAUGUCUAGGAUGACUAGUGCAGGCGGGAAAAAAUACGGUGGAUGCAUUGCUAUCACCCAACCUCGUCGAGUGGCUGCAAUUUCGCUUACGCAGCGUGUUUCUAAUGAAAUGGGCACUACUCUCGGCAAGGAAGUCGGCUAUUGUGUUCGAUUCGAUAAUAUGAGCGACCAUAGCACGAAAAUCCGUUACAUAACUGACGGCAUGUUGCUUAAUGAGAUUCUACACGACCCUGAGUUGUCACGUUACUCUGUGAUCGUCGUUGAUGAAGCUCACGAGCGUAGUGUGUCUACAGAUCUUGGAAUGGGCCUUCUCAAGGGCAUUGUCGAGGCUCGUAGGAAGAAGAAGGUACCUUUGAAGCUAAUUGUCAUGAGCGCUACCCUAAACGUGGAAAAAAUGGCAAGUUAUGUUGGUGGGCAUCCAGAAACCGGGGAAGUCAGCGAAAAGUUCCCGCCAGCACCUAUCUGUCGAAUUCCUGGAAAGAUAUUCCCUGUGGAGGUCUUUUAUACGCCAACGUCGAUCGAUAAUUUCCAAACGGCUGCGGCCAAGACAAUAUUCCAAGUUCACUACCAACAACCAUGUCCCGGAGAUAUCCUCGUUUUUUCUACUGGAAGCGAGGAAAUCGAGGAACUGGCAUCAAUGGUCGAGGAGCUGGCUCUACAGAUGGAACCCGACAAGCCCAAGCUGAACGUUAUGCGACUAUACGCUAGUCUCGACCCCGCAGAACAACAGAGGGUCUUCGUUAGGGGGAAUCCUAAGGAACGCAAGGUCAUCAUUGCAACAAAUAUCGCUGAAACCUCUGUCACCGUCCCGGGCGUCCGACACGUUAUUGACUGUGGAAAAGUAAAAAUGAAGCGAUUUAGGCACCAGCUUGGUAUUGAGUCGCUCCUUGUCACGGACAUUUCACAGGCUUCCGCCCAACAACGAAAAGGUCGAGCAGGUCGUGAAGCUCCCGGCACUUGCUACCGACUCUACACUCAAGAUUUCUUCAAACAGCUUCAAAAGGACACUGAACCUGAGAUUCUCCACUGCGACCUAGCCGGUGCGAUGUUAACAUUGCUUGCUAUUAAAUCCGAAAAUAGUAUGGACACAGUUAAUAACUUCCCAUUCCUGGAUGGUCCUAGCCAUCAGAGCAGGGUGAAAGCUUUGACGACAUUACAUGAACUAGGCGCUAUUAACGACAACGGUAACAUUAGUGAUGUCGGGAAGAAGAUGAGCAAAUUCCCGCUGCCUCCGGUACAAAGCCGGGUUAUUGUAGCUGCAAGCGAGGAAGAGAAGUCCAACCAAAGUAGCGAGGAAAAUGUUUUGGUUGAUGUUAUUGAUGUCCUUAGUUGUCUCUCGGUGGAUGGAAACAUCAUAUUGCAGCCCGCAAGAUGGAAGAAGACCUUGGCGGAGCCGAAGGAAAAAUCCGAUCCUUUGCUUGCUAAAAAAAAGAAGAGGAGGCAUACGGACGAGGAAGACUCGGAUGAAGAAUUAACGCAAGAGGAGAAGGUGCAGAACAAGCGGAUGGAUAUUGUUCACCCAUCCGGAGAUCACGUUACAUACCUCAAUAUCCUUCGAAGAUAUCUCAGCAAGCGCCCAAGCGAACAAAAGAAGUUCUGCCAAGAGUACCAAAUUUCAUAUUCAUUAAUGCGCAAGGUGGAGAAUAUUCGCAAGCAGCUUCGGGGGUAUUGCCGCCUUGACAAGGUUGGAGACCUACCGAGGGACAGUGAAAUGAGGUACGAGAGUGAUACCUUGGUGGCAAGAUACCCAAGAGUCAGUGCGGAGCAAACUGAAAAGAUCUUGAGGUGUUUUAUGAAGGGCGUUGGGGUUGAAAACAUCGCCAAGAGGACCAACGGUCGGAACUACAGAACAUUGACAUCGACCGGAAAUGUGGCUUCCGGGGUAGAUAUGUCGGUCCAUCCGAGCAGUUGUUUGAUGUGGGAGAGCAUCGAACGUGAAGUCAAGCGGUCAAAGAAAGACAUUUGGAGCGAGGGCGGGCACGACCGGGAACAGAGCAAGAUAGCUCGAGAGGCAGCCAAAAGGAAAGAAGCAUUUGGAGAGGCGGUGAUGUACCAAGAUGUUGUUUGGACGAGCAAGGCGUUUAUGAAAUGUGUGAGCAAGAUUAAGUUGGAGUGGACGGCUGAGGUCUUUGAGGGCCUCACCUUAUUUGCUCAGUAA